Molecule: messenger RNA, 447 nt
Organism: Phycomyces blakesleeanus NRRL 1555(-)
Lineage: Eukaryota; Fungi; Mucoromycota; Mucoromycetes; Mucorales; Phycomycetaceae
Exons: 4
Coding region: 1-447 (148 amino acids)
Source: RefSeq, a predicted model, not a curated record
AUGGGAAUGCGGGGUCAUGGAAUACUAGGAAAACCGUUCAAUUGUCCGGGGAUCUUAAGUAUGGAACAAGCAGUCGUCGUAUCUUUUGUGUGCGAUAUUUAUUGGAUCUGCGGUUUGAGCUAUGCGAGCCAAAAGAAUUCAAUAAGCCAAAAGAAAAGACUAGAGAACACAAAUGGUAGUAAAGAGCAUACAACAGAUCGUCUAUCUUAUGCGCAAGGUCCUUCUUAUAACAAGCUCUUCACCGCGGAUAUGCUACGGUAUUUGGACCUCUUAUCCGUUAUAGGAACACUGUGGCCCAUUCGUGCACCUUAUCUUGAUUGCAGCUUGAAGCAAAACAACAUCAAAAGAAAUACACAUAUGAGCUACCAGUAUCAUAGCAAUGUGAAGCCAAGUUCUUCUUGGCUCGGUGGGGAUAUCACCUUCCAGGAACAUAAUCAAAACGUGUAA